Oncorhynchus masou masou (cherry salmon) is the source of this 3875-nucleotide messenger RNA. Its product is annotated as gamma-sarcoglycan-like. The record is from RefSeq and is a predicted model, not a curated record. Gene Ontology annotation, cellular component: sarcolemma; sarcoglycan complex. NCBI's taxonomy places the organism in Eukaryota, Metazoa, Chordata, Actinopteri, Salmoniformes, Salmonidae. The transcript is spliced from 9 exons. Bases 291 to 1265 code for a protein of 324 amino acids. Gene Ontology annotation, biological process: cardiac muscle tissue development; heart contraction.
UAUCUAUGAGCAGUGGCUGCUCAGAGAGAGACAUGAUUUGAGAGGAUAAUCAAAAGAAGGGAAGCCCAAGGUAGAGAGAGGUACAUUGGAUAUGCAGGAAGUGGGAGCGCCGUCCCUUGGUGAUUAGUUGGGGCAGUUCCAUGGCUAGGUUUUUUGCACGCAGUUGUUGAACGCCUGACAGACAUCGGAGGCAAGGGCUCCACCGCUGCUACCCCUUUUACUGCUGCUGCUGCUUCAGAGGAGCUCUGUUUGCUACCGGAGAGGAAGCUUUGUCUCAGCACACAAAGCAGAUGGUGAGGGAGCAGUAUGUCACCCCCACCCAGGACAGCAGUGUCGCUGCCCCGGUCCCUGACUCCAUCAAUAAGAUCGGGAUCUACGGUUGGAGGAAGCGCUGCCUAUACCUGUUUGUCCUGCUGCUCAUCAUCAUCCUCACCGUGAACUUUGCCCUCACCAUAUGGAUCCUCCGGGUCAUGUGGUUAAACACAGAAGGGAUGGGACAUCUAAAAGUAACAGCGGAGGGAGUGAGGCUUGAGGACGGCAAGUCAGAGUUCCUCUGUCCUCUCUACACCCAAGAGAUCCACUCCAGAGUGGACUCCUCUCUCUUGGUGCACUCCUCUGAAAACGUCACUCUCAAUGCCCGCGAUGAAAAUAAUGAUGUCACAGGAAGUCUCUCCGUAGGUCCAGAUGUGGCCCAGGGAAAUGCACCGAAUUUUGUCAUCAGCUCCAACACCAAGAUGCUGUUUUCUGCAGAUGACAAAGAGGUGGUUGUUGGAACAGACAAACUUCGUGUUACAGGUCCAGAAGGUGCUCUGUUUGAACACUCUGUAGAGACGCCCCUGCUUAGAGCUGAGCCCUUCAAAGACUUGAGGCUGGAGUCUCCAACCCGCUCUCUCAGCAUGGAUGCACCAAAGGGAGUCUUUGUCAAAGCACUGGCCGGGAACAUCGAGGCGGCAUCUAACAUGGAUAUUCUAUUGCACUCCAGUGAAGGACUGGUGAUUCUGGAUGCCGAGACGGUGCGUCUGCCGAGUCUCCCCCUGGGACAUGGAGGGGUGUCUGGAAACGCUCAGGGAUGCUGGCCCAUGAUGACUCCAUGUUUCCCACAGUUGUGUCAAGUUGGCUGGAUGUCCUUUGGGUGGGUCAUUCUUGAUAGACAUGGGAAACUGUUGAGCAUGAAAAGCCCAGCAUCAUUGCAGUGCACCUGGCACCUACUACCAUACUCCGUUCAAAGUCACUUACAUCUUGUGUCUUGCCCAUUCACCAUCUGAAUGGCACACACACAAUCCAUGUCUCGAGGCUUGAAAAUGCUUAUUUAACCUGUUUCCUCCUCUUCAUCUACACUAAUUGAGGUGGAUUUAGCAAGUGACAUCAAUAAGGGAUCAUAGCUUUCACCUGGAUUCACCUGGUCAGCCUAUGUCAUGGAAAGAGCAGGUGUUCUUAAUGUUUUGUAUACAAAUGCAACCUAGUUAUGGUCUAAGAAAGAUAAUAUAAAAUAGAGGUACAGUUGAGUGUGUUUGUGUUACACAUUCAUUAUGCAACGUUAAGCAAUCUGAUACAUCUGUUGCUAGAGAUUUUAAAAAGGGACUGUUUUCCCAAGUACUUAAUUUCCUCUCCCAGUUCACCAGCUGCCACUGUGUUUCUGUAGUUCUUUUCAUUCGUGCAUUUCUGUUUGCUUAACAUUGCAGAAUGAAUGUGUUACACAAUCUGAUACAUCCAAUCCUGCUGCUAGAGAUUUUAAAAAAGUGACUGUGUUUUUCCAAGUACUUAAUUUAAUCUCACAGUUCACCAGCUGCCACUGUGUUUCUGUUGUUUUUUAAAUGUAUGCAUUUAUUGUGUGAAAUGUAUUUAUUUUUAUGUUUUUUUUUUAUGUGUGGCCAUAUAUCACAAACCCCCGAGGUGCCUUAUUGCUAUUAUAAACUGGUUAACAACAUAAUUAUAGAAGUAAAAAUAAAAUUUUUGUCAUACUCGUGGUAUACAGUCUAAUAUACCACGGCUGUCAUCCAAUCAGCAUUCUGGGCUCGAAUCACCCAGUUUAGAUUAGUCAGUCAAACUAAUCAGUAUACUGUAAGUAAUAACUUUGCAAGAAUAGAAAAUUAAAGGGAUAGUGUGACAUUUUGGCAACUAAGCCCCUUGUUCUAUUUACCCAGAGUCAGAUGAACUCAUGAAUACCAUUUGUAUGUCUCUGCGUGCAGUAUGAAGGAAGUUGAAGGUACUUUCUGGAAUCAUUGCUAACUAGUGCUGUGACUGGAAGUGUACAGGAACGGCUAGCAUGCAUUUUCAUAAAUCUCUCAAAUUUGCUACAUUUUCUUUUUCAAUACAUGGUUGUGUUUCUAUCUCCUUCCUUGGUAUAGGCCAUGACAUUAAAUAUGCUAUGAUGUCAAACUUCUAAUCCUAUUGCACUGCAAUACUGUAGCCUACCCAUAGCCAACUGUCACAUACUGUCAAGGUUACCAGUCUAUUUACUUUUGCGCAUGCUUGGCUAUUGAAUUAACAAUUGAUAAAUGGUAGCCUACUAUCUGUUAUGUGGCGGAAAUAAUUUAAACCAGUUAUGUCAGAAAAGGAAACGCGUCCUGCAAUGUGAUUAUGAUGUAGGCCUAUAUAAUACAAGUAAAAUAAACACAUUAGAUGACAUGCUGCUAUGCAAUCUCUUUACCAAUGCAUCUGUUUUAUCAUUAGGCCUACGUUUUGUUUUUAUUAGCCUAUCAUCAUUAUAAAUCCCGUACAUCAAACACCUCCCAUUUUCCCCAAAUGAGCAAUAAACCUAUUUGUUGCAAUGCAGUUGAUCAACCGUCUAAAACUUGUGUACACAAAUCUUUUGAGAUUUGCGUGGAGAUAGGCACCUUCCUGUCAUGUUCACAAUUGAUAAAUACCAAUCUUUGCAGGAAAACUAGCGCUCGCAAGGUUCAGAGUAUUUUUCUUGCAUAUGCCCCUGUAGCCUAUGUGUUCUAUUUUAGGGAAUAUUUAUUGUACAUUUUGAUUUUAGAAAAAAAAAAUGGUAGCUUCUUAGUUAUCUUGUCACGACCUUGACUGUAAUAUAGAUUCUAAUGCGUUACUGUUCACCCAUGUUGUAUACAUGUUCGCUUGUUGUCCUUAUACAGUAAAUAUUCUAGGAUUGUCAGUGAAGUUGAUGUUUUGAUAAAAUUGUGGAACAUGUUUGCCAGGUUUUGUAUGUUUGAAUAAAACAUUUGUGCUAUUCUUGUAAAAAAGCUCCUGUCUUUUUAACAUAAUAACAUGUAUAUACAGUGGGGAGAACAAGUAUUUGAUACACUGCCGAUUUUGCAGGUUUUCCGACUGACAAAGCAUGUAGAGGUCUGUAAUUUUCCAUACUCCUCCAUACAGACUUUCUCCAGAUCCUUCAGGUUUCGGGGCUGUCGCUGGGCAAUACAGACUUUCAGCUCCCUCCAAAGAUUUUCUAUUGGGUUCAGGUCUGGAGACUGGCUAGGCCACUCCAGGACCUUGAGAUGCUUCUUACGGAGCCACUCCUUAGUUGCCCUGGCGGUGUGUUUUGGGUUGUUGUCAUGCUGGAAGACCCAGUCACGACCCAUCUUCAAUGCUCUUACUGAGGGAAGGAGGUUGUUGGCAAAGAUCUCGUGAUACAUGGCCCCAUCCAUCCUCCCCUCAAUACGGUGCAGUCGUCCUGUCCCCUUUGCAGAAAAGCAUCCCCAAAGAAUGAUGUUUCCACCUCCAUGCUUCACGGUUGGGAUGGUGUUCUUGGGGUUGUACUCAUCCUUCUUCUUCCUCCAAACACGGCGAGUGGAGUUUAGACCAAAAAGCUCUAUUUUUGUCUCAUCAUACCACAUGACCUUCUCCCAUUCCUCCUCUGGAUCAUCCAGAUGGUCAUUGGAAAACUUCAGACAGGCCUGGACAUGCUCUGGCUU